UUACUAGUCUAACUUUGGGCAUCGAAUGACGUUUGUGGCGAUGUUAUAUUGUUGGCGUACUUUGAGCGAAGUUGCAGUGCGGCCUGCGAUCUGAGUGCAAAUUUCAGUUAGGGAAUGUCGACUUUUAAGUUAAUCAGUUCUGCUUUGCGAUUGCAAACUUUCAUAUGUAAACCGCCUCCCCAACGGAACACAACUGUAAAAAUGGAGAUCCUAUUUCGACGGUUUUCGACUGUUGGGCGUUCAGCUGGACAACGCAAUUCUGAGAAGAAACCCACUAUGACAAUGGCAGAAGUGAAAGAAAAGAUACGAGCUAGUCUUGGUCUGCCUUUGACAUACAGCCUAAAUCCAGUGCCACGUGAUCAUCUAACACAAUACGAACCGACUCCCGAGGAUCUCCCGCCACGCAGUAUGCAGGAUUCGUUUACUUCAGCUAUUAUACCAUUAAGUACUGAUUUGAUGCUUCGUGAUAAAUACACAGCUUUCCUGGGUCGCCUGAGGCUUGGAAGAUUAUUAGAAGACAUGGACCUGUUUGCAUCUUGGGUAUGUCAUCAACAUAUUUAUAUACCGAAAUUAGAUCCCAGUGUGCACCUUCCCUACACAUUUGUCACUAUUCUGGUGGACCGAAUCGACUUCACUCCGAUAUCAUCCAAAGUAGAUCAGGAUGUUCGGAUUUCAGGUCAUAUUAGUUGGGUUGGACGUUCAUCGAUGGAGAUUGUAGUGUGGCUCGAACAAUUUGUCGACGAUGAUUGGAAGAAAAUAACGAGGGCGCUAUUUUUAUUUGCCGCCAGAAACGCCACUAAUACAAAAGCGGCGUGUGUUAACCAACUGAUUCCAGGCAAUGAGGAGGAACGCAAGAUUUUAGAAGGCGGUGAGCAACGUCGGAAGCGACGUAUUCAAUUGCAGGAGCAAUCGUUGUUCAAAGUGGAGCCCAAUGAUGAAGAGCAAAGGCUUAUCCACACAAUUUUCAUGAAAACUAUCCCUGGUGAUAUUCACGCAGUGAAUGAGUCAUACUUGCCUCCCAAUUCUGUAUGGCUUUCCGAUACCAAGCUGUCAAAUCUUAUUUUAACCCACCCCCAAAAUCGCAAUGCUCAUGAUAAAAUUUUUGGCGGUUAUUUGAUGCGCCAGGCAUUGGAAAUGGCAUUUUCUUGUGCCUACAUGUUUUCAAAACUACGACCCACGUUGGAACAUAUAAGCGAUAUUGCUUUCAGGAAACCUGUUCCAGUUUCGUCCUUCAUAAAUAUGGUAGCACAUGUCCUCUACACGGAGAAGAACUACAUGCAAAUCGUUUGCGUUGCAAAUAUUCACGACGCUCUAACAGGCGAGCAGUUUACUACUAAUGAAUUUUACUUUACGUUUUCAGUUGAUAAGCAGUGUCCAGCCAUUGUUCCUAAAACUUAUCAUGAGGCCAUAUGGUUCUUGCAGGGCAAAAGAAAAAUGGAGUAUGCCCGGGGGCAUGCUUGAAUAACUUUACAUUUAUAAUUAGUGGACAUUAGUACUUAAAUGGAUUUAAAUGAAAUAAUUUUAGCUCCUCCUGUCCUUUAAGAAAAAAAUGUUGAAGCAUUUAUCUUAUAUGAUAAUUUUGUUUAUAUGUAUAGGAACAAAUGUAUCGAAUGCUACACUAACAUUUUACUCAUAAUUUGGAUAGUAACAGAAAUACAUUUGGAUAUUGUUACGAUAUUAUAUAUAUGCCAUGCUACAGUGAGAGCUAGACUUCAUCAUUAAUUCAGUAUAAUAGCGUCGCUAUUAUUGGCAAUUAAUUAUAGGCCAAGAUGAAGUCAAAUCCUAACAGAAAUGUAUUUGAAAUGUCAAACAAAUAAAUUUGAAUAAAAUGCAACUUUGAACUGAA
Molecule: messenger RNA, 1846 nt
Organism: Hermetia illucens (black soldier fly)
Lineage: Eukaryota; Metazoa; Arthropoda; Insecta; Diptera; Stratiomyidae
Product: acyl-coenzyme A thioesterase 9, mitochondrial-like
Exons: 4
Coding region: 115-1461 (448 amino acids)
Biological process (GO): acyl-CoA metabolic process
Cellular component (GO): mitochondrion
Molecular function (GO): fatty acyl-CoA hydrolase activity
Source: RefSeq, a predicted model, not a curated record